Messenger RNA from Patiria miniata (bat star), 1388 nucleotides. RefSeq lists its product as uncharacterized. The record is from RefSeq and is a predicted model, not a curated record. NCBI's taxonomy places the organism in Eukaryota, Metazoa, Echinodermata, Asteroidea, Valvatida, Asterinidae. The transcript is spliced from 4 exons. Bases 10 to 1146 code for a protein of 378 amino acids. Gene Ontology annotation, molecular function: protein binding.
GACUCUACCAUGGUGUCCCCUCAUCAGCUGGGAAAGUGUCCUCCUGGCACCGCUGUCCUUGACAUGCCAUACUCACUGACCCUUCAGACCUGCGACCAUCACGGUGAACGGCUGACUUCCGGAGGCUACAAUAUCAGAGCCGACAUUACAACGUCGAGUUCCGAGGAACCGAAGCGACAAGGUGACGUACAAGACAACGAGGAUGGCAGCUACACAGUGACCGUCACGCCUCGUGCACCCGAGCCGCUUAUUGUCAACAUCAAGAUCUGUGGAUACCCGUUGAAGUCGGGAAUGCCUUUGGUGAUACCUGUUCAAGACAGCUUACCGUUUGUAGAUCCUCCAGACGGCUACAAGAACCCAUCGGGAAUGGCUGUAGACAUUAACAGGAAGGCCGUCUAUAUCACCGACAUCAUUGAGCGGGUGGGAUGCUACGUUCGUCAGCUGAAGACCGACGGCAGUUUCGUGUCUACCAAAAUGAUCAAAAAGCUCUCGCUGCAACUGAACAACAAGAGUCAGCUUGACUUGGCGGUGGCGCAGGAUGGGAGACUUUUUGCGUUGUUCCCUCACUCUAAAGGUGUGGUAACCUGCAAUUACAAUGGAAAAUCGGUUGAAUGGUGGCCUUGUGCAGAGGACAAUCAUCAGCCUGUCAGUAUCACCCUCUCUCGGGCGGAUCACGUGAUCGUUGGUGAUGGCGACUCGCACAAGCUCUUCAUCCAUCAGCGCAAGGGCGAGAUCGUGGGUCGCAUUGAGCUGCCAAAGGGCGCCCUGUCCGCCGGGACGCAAAACGUGUGCGUGGACAGCACACACGAUGACAUACUCGUGGUCACGCACUCCGAGCCGUACAAGAUUCUGCGUUACACCAUCAACGGAAAUCUGGUCUGCACAAUCAACUUGACCGCCAAAACCACCCAACAGGCCAUGGCCGCAGAGUCAACGCCGGAGGGCGCCCUUGUCGUCAGCUUGCGAGGACGCAUUCUGGUGCUGGCGUUUACUCCCGACCGUAAGGACAUUGCGGUGGUCAAGAUGUUUAAGACGGACCACACCUACACACGAUUGGCUGUAAUUGGGGAUGAGUGCUUUGUUGCAUUUGAUCCGGCCGCCAAGCACCUGGCCAAGUACAGUUACCACCACCGACCUCUUCACUAACUGAACUGGCUACUGCGCAAUAGUCGUAGCCUUGUUGCCAUUUUGUGAUUGGACAAUUAACGACGUUGAAGUACAUGUACGCAAGUGAAGACAGUACAUGUACAUUUACGCAAGUACGACGUACGGUACCAUGUACACGCACGGGCGCCGCAUGUACAUGUACAUGUUCAUCGUACGAGACCAGAUCCUGCAGGUUUUUCUGUGACACAUUUCGUUCACAUAAUGAUACAGAAAGGGGGAAA